This is a messenger RNA of Lates calcarifer (barramundi perch), 3424 nucleotides long. It is a transcript of the gene ppcdc, whose product is annotated as phosphopantothenoylcysteine decarboxylase. Gene Ontology annotation, cellular component: phosphopantothenoylcysteine decarboxylase complex. The record is from RefSeq and is a predicted model, not a curated record. Gene Ontology annotation, biological process: coenzyme A biosynthetic process. Bases 101 to 727 code for a protein of 208 amino acids. The transcript is spliced from 5 exons. Gene Ontology annotation, molecular function: phosphopantothenoylcysteine decarboxylase activity; FMN binding. Lineage: Eukaryota; Metazoa; Chordata; Actinopteri; Centropomidae.
UUGGCUGGCGGUGAAUAUUUACGGAUGUAGUGAAGUAGAGGUGGUUUUUGGGGAGCACGGCACAACCAGCCUGAGGACCCCACCUUGAUAAUAUGCUAACAUGCAGACAGAAAACCACGUUUCUAGUCUAAAAACUGAUUUAGUGAAAUCUUGCGGGACAUUUUGUGUUCUUGUUGGCGUGACGGGAAGCGUUGCAGCCCUGAAACUGCCUCUUUUGGUCUCCCAGCUUCUUCAGCUCCCUGGGGUGGAUGUAAGAGUGGUCACUACGGAGCAUGCCAAGCACUUCUACAAUCCUGCAGAGGUUCCAGUAAGAAUCUACAGUGAAAAAGAUGAGUGGGAGCUCUGGACACAGAGAUCUGACCCUGUGCUACACAUUGAGCUAAGGCGCUGGGCAGACUUAUUUGUCAUUGCCCCCCUAGAUGCCAACACUCUCGGAAAGAUUGCUAAUGGCAUUUGUGACAAUCUGCUGACAUGUGUGGUAAGAGCUUGGGAUAUCAGUCGACCUUUCCUCUUCUGCCCUGCAAUGAAUACAGCUAUGUGGCAGCAUCCCAUUACAGCCCAGCAGGUAUCCAGGCUGAAAGAAUUCGGAUAUGUGGAAAUCCCCUGCAUUGCUAAAAAGCUAGUGUGUGGAGAUGAAGGUAAAGGUGCCAUGGCAGAGGUGUCAACUAUUGUCAGUGUUGUCAAGGAGUAUCUUCAGAAACCAGAUGAGUCAUCUCAGAAAACAUGAAAAUCACAACAUAUUGUAUAGUCAGCUGGCAUCAUAAAGAUUUAUGGCUUGUCAUCGAAAUGACUUUGUGUCAAAACCCUCAAGGCCUUAUACACUCAUGGUAAAUCACACUGAACUCCUCCUCAUGGGAUUGUGAGGGUGUGUACAGUCUGUGAUUAAUUGGCAUCUCUCUGAUUCUUUUUAAAGUUUUGUUGCACCUGUUAGGGUAGAACAACACACACCUAUACCCUUUGUAUUAGGAAUUUUAUCACGUCAUGGAAUUCAAGAUUCAACGUUCAAUUUAAUUAUCACUAUGCAACACAAGAUUGUGUAACAAUAUUCCAGAUGUAGUCCCUUUAUGCAAUGUGGUAUAUUAGAUGGUGAUGUCGAUGUGAAGAUGAUGAAGAGAAGAUCUCCGCUGACACUGACUUACUUGUAUAUAGAAGUUUAUUACAAAGUAGUUCAGCAUCGGACAAGCACUGCAGUAGCCUGUGAGAGGAUCCGAGCCAAUAUGGAUCUCUCUCCCUAACAGCUCUAAACACCAGUAUAUAUACAUUGGUUGUUUACAUGGUUCAUAGGAAACAUCUGGACCUUAGUCAAUACCUUCACUAUUGAGAGGAAAAAGAUAAGGGGAGAGGAAACCCUCACCCUUAACCUCUACUAGUCUGGGGGUCACAUUCUUAACUCUUAUCCUAAACAUGAGCCCCAAAGGUUAACUCAGACAUAGGAAACUCAUAAAAAGUGUAUACAUCUGGAAACCCUUAGACAUUUCAGAAAGACAAAAACAUACAUAAACAUCCUGUAUACUACAGCAACUUAGAAAAAAUUAAUGAAUAAAUAAUCACAUCAUAAAAUGAACUAUUUUUGUGGCAGAGUGUGGAGGAUGAAGUAGUAGUCUCUUUAGUAGUCUCACAACCUGAAGAAAGACGGUAAGGGUGAACAGGCUGUGGCUGGGGUGGGUCUUGUCUUUCAGUGUCCCUUGGGCUCCGCACAGGCACCUCACCUCACUGAUAUCAGUGAUGCUCAGUAGACGGGUAACGAUGAUGUUCUAGGUGGUUUUAAUGGCCAGCUGCAGACCCUUCUUUAUGCAUGGCUCAACCCCAGUGCAACCUCUGCAGCCUGAAGUUAGCUUUAAUAUGUGUCUAUCUAUUCAUCAUGAACUUAUACUGAUAUUGUUGAUGGCUAGUUCAACUUCAAAAUCAACUGAUUUUGUCAUUUAAACCCCUCCCCUUUCCUGCAGUGACACAUUUAUCCCAAAUUUGCACUGAAAUAUGUGAUUAUAUAUUUCUGUUUACAAAGCAGCAUUUAAUUAAUGAUGUGUCAUUGAGCAGAUGGGGGUAAGUUGAAUAAUACAGUUAAUGUACUGACAGUUUUUUGUCUACACUUGUGGUGCAACGGCAGAGGUUCCACUAUUUUCAGUGUUGUCAAAAAAUAUCUUCAGAAACCAGAUGAGUCAUCUCAGCGAACAUGAGCGUCACAAGGUGUACAAUCUGCUGGCACCAAAGAUCAAUAAAAAGUAAACUCAAUGACUUCAGAAUCUUCAAAAUGAGUUUGUGGUCAAACCCUUUAAGGCUGUAUACACUCAGGGUAAACUCACAUGAUUGCUUUUUAUUCCUCUUCUUGGAAUUGUGAGGGUGUGUACAGUCUGUCAUAUAUCGGCAUCUCUCUAAUUCUUUUGUAAGUUUUGUUGCACCUGUUAGGGCAGAAUAAUACACACCUAUACUCUUUGUUUUAAGAUUUGAUGACCUUAUGUAAUUCCUAGCAUUACUAAACCCAUGCAGCAUCUGCAGGACCUUUUUUUAAGCUGUUACCAGCAGCUACUGAAGCUACAUUUGAGACAAUCUGAUACUACUUUUAAUCUGUAUCAUCCAUUCAUCCUAAACUCAUACUGACAUUAUUGAUGGCCUGUUGGAGAGAAUUCAAAAUCAGCUGAUGUUGUAAUUUAAGCCCGUCCCCUUUUCUGCAGUGACAUAUUUAUCCCAAAAUUACACUGAAAUAUGUGAUAGUAUGUUUCUAUUUACAAAGUAGGCUUUCAUUGGUGACAUGUCAUCAAAUUGAUUGGAAAAAAGUUGGAAAAAUGCAGUUCACAUAUUAACAGUUUUUUAUCUACACUUGUCUAAAUCUCCUUCAUUUGCACCAAUGAAACUGUGUACUGCUCUGUACAGUUCUUUUGUUUCUUUCUCUUUAACAAUGUUGGCAAAGAAAUGGCGUGUUGCUGUCACCAUCUCGAAAAGAGGAUGGUUGAAUGGACAUACAGUUUGGAAAUCCUGUUUAAUGAUGUGCUUCACUUGGCUUCCUUGGAAAAAGCUUUUGCUUCUUUGAAUUUCCCUGUUUAUUUUAUGAUAAAAGGUGAACAAACAAUACAGUCCUGGCUACACUGAUAAUGAAAGGGGACAUUAUUGUGUUUUGUCAAAUAACAGUGUGAAAACAAAAUGCUUACCUGUGGUUCAAAUAUUAUACCUGCUUAAAAUAAGUGAUUGUUAUUCCAGAGUUUUUAGCUUUUAAUCUUAAAUUGCUAAUGCAUUUCUGAUAUAAGGAGAGAAAUUAGGAUUAGGAUUGAACCAUGUUCAGUGUUUUAAUUUCUUGAUUUUUAUAUAGCCAAAUGCCUCACAAAACAAAGGUCAAAGUAGUGUGUCACUGUGCUCAAAGCAACAUACUGUAGGUGUACUUCAGCAAACCAGUCAAUAUGCAAUAAAGAAAAAGAAAAAAAACCUUAAA